UCAUCUAAUCGCCACCAUGCAGUAACAGCAGAAGAAGCUGAGGCAGCCUUCGCAAAAACUGACAGGCAGCCCUGAAGAUGAAGACAUCCCACUAACGAAGCAGAUGUUUCCAGACCAUUCAGAGGCACAAGCUGAUCCUAAAACCGAGGGAUAAAGCAGCCAGGGCAAUGGUGGGGGUGAGCGGGCUCCUUGCUGUUGGCAUUGUAACUCUCCUGAUCGUGCAGUUCCUAAAGCUGCAAUGGUUGCGUCGGCAGUACCCACCUGGACCAAUCCCGCUUCCCUUAAUUGGAGGUCUGUGGUCCUUGGACUUGAGUCUCAACCAGGAAACAUACACCAAGAUAUCAAAGCGUUAUGGGAGGAUCUUCACCAUGUGGGUGGGACACAAACCCAUGAUUAUCCUGAAUGGGUUCGAUGCUGUGAAAGAGGCUCUGGUCACGCAUUCCGAACAGAUGACGGGCCGGCCCAUGACCCCUUUUGUGAUUGAAACAAUGAAGGGAAAAGGAGUUCUGUUUGCAACUGGCCACAUCUGGAAGCAGCAGAGGCGCUUUAGCCUGACGUCCCUGCGGAAUUUAGGCAUGGGGAAGAAGGGCGUGGAGUACCGCAUUCAACAGGAGGCAAACUAUGUCCUCGAACUCUUUGCAAGCGAGGGAGGGAAGCCCAUGAACCCUGCUCUCAUCAUCUUCCCUGCGGUCUCCAACGUGAUCUCGUCUGUGGUGUUUGGGCAUCGCUUCUCCUACGAUGACGAGGUCUUCCAAGAGAUGGUCAAGAAUGUCGAUUUCAUGUUCCAUUUUUUGCCCAGCCCAUUUCGAAUUGCAUAUGAUCUUUUCCCUGGGCUGAUGCGCCGUCUGCCGGGACCUCACCAGAAGGCGUUUGAAUGCUUGGCGAAAGGGCAUGCAAUGAUAAGGGAUGAGAUCAAAAGCCACGAGAAGACCAGGGACCCAAUUGACCCGCAGGAUUUAAUUGACCACUAUCUGAAUCAGAUUGAAAAGAGCAAAGGUGACCCCGACAGCACAUUUGACGAGGAAAACAUGCUCCACGUCAUCACCGACUUCUUUGCAGCGGGGACCGAGACGACGGCCGUCACCAUUCUCUGGGCUAUCGUCUACAUGCUAGCCUUUCCAGACAUCCAAGAAAAAGUCCAGGAGGAGCUACAUGCCGUACUGGAUCCUUCCAAAGAGAUCUGUUACGAGGAUCGGAAGAGGUUGCCGUACACCAAUGCUGUCGUUCAUGAGGUCCAGCGCCUCUGCAAUGUCCUGCUGGUUGGGUCCUUCAGAGAAGCAACAGCAGACAUAACCCUGCAAGGCUAUCGUAUUAAAAAGGGCACUGUCGUCAUCCCCGAUGUAGCUUCUGUCUUGUAUGACCCUGACCAGUGGGAGACGCCUCUUCAGUUCAACCCAAAUCACUUCCUGGACAAAGAUGGAAAAUUCUUCUGCAAGGAAGCCUUCAUUCCCUUUGCAGUAGGGCAUCGCAUUUGUGUGGGGGAGCGCUUGGCGCGGACCGAGCUCUUCAUUGUCUUCACCAAACUUCUGCGGGCUUUUAAAUUGCAGCUUCCAGAAGGAGUGAAGAGUGUCAGCAUCAAACCUAUAACCGGAGGAUUGGCCAUGGUGCCAAAACCCUAUAAGCUCUGUGCUGUUCCUUACUAGGUUCCAGAGGGGAGGAGGGCUAUGUGGGCCGCAGAAAUGGGCUAUCUUUCUGACCGCUGAAUUGCCCCUUUCAUAUCUACAUGUUUUAAACUGGUUUUAGAAUAUUUAAAUUGUGCUGAUGAUGAAUGUUUUCGCUGCUCAGGACUCCUCUGGGAGAAGGAAUGUAUUAUAAAUUGAAUAAAGAAACAAAUAUUCCUAA
This is a messenger RNA of Zootoca vivipara (common lizard), 1842 nucleotides long. Its product is annotated as cytochrome P450 2J2. Gene Ontology annotation, cellular component: cytoplasm; intracellular membrane-bounded organelle. Gene Ontology annotation, molecular function: heme binding; iron ion binding; oxidoreductase activity, acting on paired donors, with incorporation or reduction of molecular oxygen, reduced flavin or flavoprotein as one donor, and incorporation of one atom of oxygen. Gene Ontology annotation, biological process: xenobiotic metabolic process. The record is from RefSeq and is a predicted model, not a curated record. Lineage: Eukaryota; Metazoa; Chordata; Lepidosauria; Squamata; Lacertidae.